CGAUGGUGGUCUUUUUCUUUCCUCGCCCGCUCUCCUUUGCACUGAGGGAGGAAGGAGGAGAGGAGAGCGGGCGGAACCCUCUGUGCGAUUUCUCUCUCCCCGGCGCAAAUAGGAAGGGAUUAGUAGAACCCUAAUCGAUCGGCUAAUUGUUCCAUCGUGAAGUCGGUCCGGGGAAGCGAUCGCGCCGCUUUCGGUGAGGAGAUCAUUCAAGGCGAAAUCAAGGGGCCGUUUCAGAACCGUCUUGGAAAUUUGUACUGCUCGGCACUCUGGGAGGAAGAUAGCUUCUUGAUGGAUUCUACGGUGCUGGAUGGCAUCAUUUCGCGGCUGCUGGAAGUGAAGGGGGGACGGCCGGGGAAGCAGGUGCAGCUCCUGGAGGCGGAGAUCCGGCAGCUGUGUGUCGUGUCGAAGGAAAUCUUUCUGCAGCAGCCCAACCUCCUGGAGCUGGAGGCGCCCAUCAAGAUUUGCGGUGAUAUUCAUGGUCAAUAUUCUGACCUGUUGAGGCUUUUUGAAUAUGGUGGAUUGCCACCCCAGGCCAAUUACUUGUUCUUAGGGGAUUAUGUGGACAGAGGGAAACAAAGCCUUGAAACCAUAUGCCUUCUUUUAGCCUACAAGAUUAAGUAUCCAGAGAACUUCUUUCUUUUGAGGGGCAAUCAUGAGUGUGCAUCUAUAAAUCGUAUUUAUGGGUUCUAUGAUGAAUGUAAGCGCAGAUUCAAUGUGAGACUCUGGAAGGUGUUCACUGAUUGUUUUAACUGCCUGCCUGUGGCAGCUCUUAUUGAUGAAAAGAUCCUAUGCAUGCAUGGAGGUCUUUCACCAGACUUGCAUAAUUUGGACCAAAUACGAAACUUAGCACGACCUACUGAUGUGCCAGACAGUGGAUUGCUCUGUGAUCUUUUGUGGUCAGAUCCUAGUAAAGAAAUUCAAGGAUGGGGAAUGAAUGAUAGGGGAGUUUCAUAUACUUUUGGCCCUGAUAGGGUCAGCGAUUUUCUUCAGAAGCAGGAUCUGGACCUUAUUUGUCGUGCUCACCAGGUGGUGGAGGAUGGAUAUGAAUUCUUCGCUGACAGGCAACUUGUAACAAUAUUCUCGGCUCCAAAUUAUUGUGGUGAAUUUGACAAUGCAGGUGCUAUGAUGAGCGUCGAUGAGACCUUAAUGUGUUCAUUCCAAAUUCUGAAGCCUGCAGCUUCAGAAAAGAAAAAAAUUGGGUUUGGUGGUACAGCUGCAUCUAGAACUGGAACCCCUGCUUGGCAGUAGUACAACAUCCAAAACUCAUGUCCAGGAGUCAAGAUUGGAAAGAAUCUAAAGGGCAAGUAUGAAGCACCAUUCAGUUUAUUAUUGUGUGUCAACUCUAAGAGCUUCCUUUGUGCCAGCAGUGUUUUCUUGGUUCAAGAGUGUGAUUACAAGCAAUCUUAGAGUGUCUGCCAUGGUGUACUGUCCACUGAUGGCUUGUUCGAAAAGGUACCAAGCAACAUCGAGGUACUUUUAUCCUAUCAGAUUUUUUGCUUGGUACAUGUUCUGAUGUAACCAUGUGAAUUGUGGAUUUCGUUGAUCUGCAUAAAAUUUGGAGUUUGUGAUGUAGAAGAAUGUUUAUUCUCUUCUUAAGAUUAAAUGUAUCAUUGAUUGUUCUAAUUUCCCCAA
Molecule: messenger RNA, 1632 nt
Organism: Musa acuminata AAA Group (dessert banana)
Lineage: Eukaryota; Viridiplantae; Streptophyta; Magnoliopsida; Zingiberales; Musaceae
Product: serine/threonine-protein phosphatase PP1-like
Exons: 4
Coding region: 289-1248 (319 amino acids)
Cellular component (GO): nucleus; cytoplasm
Molecular function (GO): protein serine/threonine phosphatase activity
Source: RefSeq, a predicted model, not a curated record